This is a messenger RNA of Guillardia theta CCMP2712, 757 nucleotides long. RefSeq lists its product as hypothetical. The transcript is spliced from 10 exons. The record is from RefSeq and is a predicted model, not a curated record. The annotation marks the transcript as partial. NCBI's taxonomy places the organism in Eukaryota, Cryptophyceae, Pyrenomonadales, Geminigeraceae.
GUGGCUCUCCGUCAGGCUCUUGGCACAGAAUGCAGCGCUGCAUGGGUUGUGCUACGGUCCAACCGAAGUAGGAGCAGCGCGAUCAGCAACUUCGUGGCAGGAUGGAGAAGAAGAAAAGUGAUUAUGGAGCGUUGGAUUCCAAGGAGAGUAAAGAAGCGUAUGAGCGAGCUGGAGGGGUCAAAUUGGUGGACCACCCUCUGUACAAGAAGCCGGCUCUUCGGACUUCUGUUCGAUCGAUUCUUCCCCGCAUGAUGUGCCUUUGCCUUGUGCUGGUUAUCGUGUGCGUGGGCUCGGGGUAUGUUAUGUAUGUACAGCUCGCGUCAGGAUACGUUCCAAUUAAGCCUGGGACAACAGCAUACAGCUUGACACAUCCAGGAAUGGACAGGAUGCGGGGGCAUGAAGCAGGUCCCUCACUUCAAUCCAUGAAUCACCUCCGUCCUGCCUUGCAACCGUACUAUGCACACCACAAGGCGAGCAGAGAGCACAUGAAGCCCAAGAAAGAGUGGAUCCAUGCCGAGGAGAAGGAGAACGGACAUCUCUGGAAGGAAUGGUGCAAGAAGAUGUCAGUGGGAGUGCGGAGAAAGUGGUGCCCUCAGUACGAGCGGUCAGUGCACGAGGAGAUCAAGAGGUUAAUCUGAAGUCGUUCGAGCUUGUUUCUACUAUCGUAGCGUCCAAGGGCUUCAAGUCUCGAUGGCACCUCCCAUCUUCAAAUCUUGUUUCAUUCAGUGAUCAGGCAACUCCCAUAUUCAAAACUAAA